Messenger RNA from Bipolaris sorokiniana ND90Pr, 1012 nucleotides. RefSeq lists its product as uncharacterized. Gene Ontology annotation, cellular component: CTDK-1 complex. The transcript has a single exon. The record is from RefSeq and is a predicted model, not a curated record. Gene Ontology annotation, biological process: positive regulation of DNA-templated transcription, elongation; positive regulation of transcription by RNA polymerase I. The coding region runs from base 126 to 839 and encodes 237 amino acids. NCBI's taxonomy places the organism in Eukaryota, Fungi, Ascomycota, Dothideomycetes, Pleosporales, Pleosporaceae.
GAACACUAUACGAUAGUUUACCGGCCUACUGUUGAUUCACCGUCAACGCCACCCCCGGAUUCCGCCCAUAAACCCGAUACCUAAAUUCGCCUUCGGAUACUCGUCAGUCAAACAGCCUGCCCACCAUGGCCGAUCCCUUCGAAGUCCGCCAACGCUUCACAACGCUACUCUCACACCUGAGCGCAUCCCACACAUCGCUCCAAAAAGCUGCUUUAUACGCGCUGAAAAACCGCGAAAUGGACGAAGACUUGCAUUCCUGCAUCCUGGAGCAGCUCGAGCGUAAUAACAUGAACAUACGCGCAAACAUCAUGUUCUUCAUCGAAUGUCUCUGCGAAUAUGCGGUCAAGGAAAACAACGCGGGAGACAGCAGUGCAAUGGGCUAUGUGCGCAUGCUACAGCGCGACAUUCUCGCCGUCGUCGAGUGUGUUGUGGGCGAAGAAGGCGCAAACAUCCGUGUUGUGCGCAAAGUCCUCAAGACGUUGGAGAAUCUGAAUAUCCUCCUGCGAGAAACAGUACAGGAACUCGAAGCUGUGCUCAAGUCAAGAGAAGUGGCCCACCCGUUCAUGGCGAUGGAUAUUGGAGGUGAGGGCAAAGAUAGCCCCGCGGCUGGCGCUGGCAAGAAUGGAGGGCAACGCAUGGAUAAGCGCCAGAUUGAGCAGAGGAUUGAGGAGGAUAGGGAACGGCAUAAGAGACUGAGAGAGAGUAUCUGGGCUGUUCCCGGAGAUGGUUAUGAAGAGUUCGAGAAGCUGUGGGAGGAGGCGAGUGAUGUUAAUGAGGAUGAUUAUGUCACGGCGCGAGAAGACGCGGAGGAGAGGCGAAAAGUCAUUGCAUAUGGGUAAGAUCCAGACAGAGAUGGGGAGAGUUCGUUCAAAAAAAGUGAGAUACACUAGUGGAAAUGACACGGAAGAGUAAGUACACGAAACCCCUGUGGAUUGGAGUUGCAGUGCAUAAUCGGGUGAGUGGCUGGAAGGCGUUCACGGGACUUUAUCACAGCAUAGUACAGGCGUUAUGG